UAACAGUUUCCAGUCUAUGCCGUAUGCGCAUGGGCGGAGAAGCGGCCCUUGUUAUUAUUGUAAGAAUAAUUUCACUUAUGAAAAUGGCGGCGAGUCAGGGAGGUGUGGGAGCCGUAACGGCUCUUCAAAGCCAUCACUAUUCGAACGGACCUCACUGGAACCCGGGCGUUCUACAGCAUCAGCACCAGCUACACACUGCCCGGAGCUUGGACCGCGCUUUGGAGGAUGCCGUAUGCUCGGGGAUGUUGAAUAUUAGCGGCAGGAAAUUGAGGGACUACCCUGGGCUGAACUACGAUCUAACCGAUACCACACAAGCAGAUUUGUCAAAGAACCGCUUCACAGAGAUCCCUCCUGAGGUGUGUCUUUACACCCCACUGGAGGCUCUGAACCUCUACCACAACUGCAUCAAAUGCGUCCCCGAGGCCAUCGUCAACCUGCAUAUGCUCACCUACCUGAACAUCAGCCGGAACCUUCUGUCCACACUGCCAAAAUACCUGUUCAACCUCCCACUCCGGGUCCUGGUGGUCAGCAACAACAAGCUGGUGUCCAUUCCUGAGGAGAUUGGCAAGGCCAAAGACCUCAUGGAACUGGACAUCAGCUGUAAUGAGAUUCAGGUGCUGCCCUCUCCGAUGGGCAAACUAACUGCCUUACGAGAACUCAACAUUAGGAGGAACUGCCUUCAAGUGCUGCCAGAUGAGUUGUCUGAUCUUCCUCUCAUCCGUCUGGACUUUUCCUGUAAUAAGAUCACAGAGAUCCCCACAUCCUACAGGAAACUGAGGCAGCUUCAGCACAUUAUUCUUGACAACAACCCCAUGCAGUCUCCACCUGCACAGAUCUGCCUGAAGGGCAAGGUUCACAUAUUUAAGUAUCUGAACAUCCAGGCCUGUCGCAUGGACAAGAAGCCAGACUCACUCGACCUGCCCUCCCUUGGGAAACGCUGCCUACCUCCACCUUUAGCAGACAGCAUGGAGGAUGUCUACCCCAGUAAGAACCACGGCCCUGACUCAGGAAUCGGCAGCGACAACGGCGACAAGAGACUCUCCACCACAGAGCCCUCAGACGACGACACAGUCAGCCUGCACUCACAGGUGUCCGAGACGGCCAGGGAGCACAGCAGGGCAGACACACACUCUCUACUGGCAAAGCUGGACCGUAGCAAAGCAGAUCAGGACCCUUACGACUUCAUUGACCCAAAUCAGGAAGAGGAGGCGGCCUUGUCUGAAGGAGACGUGCAUCAGAGUACCUCCUUUGUCUCCUGUAUAAAAGAACUUGAAAAGGUUCUCAACAAAUCACACCAAAUCAAAGACAAAGAGAACUGGAAGGAGGAGUCAGGCUCAGAGAAAGAGCAACUUGCUGAGGAAGAGGAGGACGAACUGAAGGAAGUGCUGGAUCUAAGGAAGAUCGCAGUUCAGCUGCUACAGCAAGAGCAGCAGAACAGACGGCGGUCCUUAAUUUGUAGAGCUGAGAGCCUUAUCCAUCGCAGGAGGGCAGCAGGCCGAGCUCACAGAUUUCUUAGUCAUUCUGGAGGGAGCAGCAAACAGAGGUCACCUUCUCAAGCAGUCCGGAGUGCAUCAUUGGACGAGGGAAGCAGCUCAGCCUCAGCCUUGAGUGGACAGGAUGCUGAUCUCAUCGAUGAGGACACAGCGUUUUCUGAGCCGUCCACUUCCUGCUCGUUUGACGGCAGCCUGAAGUCCGAGAACAGCGACUCAGAACCCAAGUGGCCCGAGGUGCCACCGGUGCUGAACCAGAACGAGGACCGGCGCAGAAACAAGUACCUGAGGAAGGACUACCUGAAGUACAAGUGUCAGAGUGCCCGGAGAAAUUCUAGUGGUCAUGAUGAUUGCGAGGACGGAGUACGGGCGUCUGAUUUUACCACUGCACUCACUGUGUUUGGCCUGAAGCCCAGAUCAGCUUUCUCCAAGGGAAGCCAAAAGGAGUACAACACCAUAGACCCCAGCUUCACCAUGCGGAGAAAGAUGGAGCACCUCAGAGAAGAGAUGGAAAAGAUACACCUUCUCCGGCAGAAUCUGGAGUCUAGGCUAAAGGUCCUGUUGCCGGAUGAUGUAGGGGCAGCCUUGAUGGAUGGUGUGGUGCUUUGCCACCUGGCAAACCAUAUCAAGCCUCGCUCUGUGGCUAGUAUCCACGUGCCCUCUCCUGCAGUGCCAAAACUGAGCAUGGCCAAAUGUCGUCGGAAUGUGGAAAACUUCCUUGAUGCCUGCAAGAAGCUUGGCGUACCGCAGGAUAACCUGUGUCUGCCACACCACAUCCUUGAGGAGAGAGGCCUGGUGAAGGUGGGAGUGACGGUGCAGGCUCUACUGGACCUGCCGACCUCCAAGCCCCCCCAGCUAUCUACAAUGUAGCCCCCAGUGCCAGCCAGUCACUCAUACACACACACACACACACACACACACACACACACACACACCACCAGUGUGCUUCUCUCCAGACUCCGUCGCACUCAACCACCACUGGAGGAGGCUAACACACUGGACCCGCUACGGCGGCAAGGGGCGAGAGGUCUGUGCUUAGUCCCCACUUACCACACCCUUGGAUCACAUAGCAGGGGGUGAGUUGGGGGCAAAGACCACCCACCCAGCCAUGAACUGACGAAACACCGAUCACACUCGCCAGACCUUGAUGACCCAAGAUCUUUCCACCGUCUGACUUUCAUCACCUGCUAUCCUGUGUGCCCAGACACUUUCCCAUCCACACAAGUCACUCUGGAGAAGAGGCCCGUGAUCUCCUCUGCUUGCCUUCAUGGACCAGUCGGCCUUUUGGACUGAGGGCAUUGCCUCUCUGCAGUCCCAACUGCCCUUCACCUCCCCUUCCCUCUCCAAGCUGGUUGAAUUUGGAGGGAGUGCCUGCCUGCACCCUCCUGCAUGAUGUCAGCUGGACUCCACCAAGCAUGUCUCUCACCUCUACCUGCCGUAUGUGGGAGCGUGCAUAUGCGUGUGUGUGUGUGUUUUCCUGUAAGAAAGAAAGUGAGGGGAUGUGGGUGUGUGUGUGUGUCUGUGUGUGUGUGUGUGUGUGUGGAUGAGGGAGUGUGUAUAGCCUCAGUUGGUGGUGCAGAAUGCCAGGUAGUUCAGGAAGGGCUGAAUCCUAAGAGUUGAGAUCAGCACUGUACAGUCAGAGGUUCUCUGAGAGAGAACUGCAUGCAAGCCUACUACCUAUAGGUAAACAGACAUUAUUUGCCAGGACAGGGUCUCCUAUUUUAUAUCUCAGAUCAGAGCUGGCCUUAAGCUGCCAUGUAAGAGAGCAUAGUGACAAUGGAACUCGGCUAUGUAUGUUUUCCAUAUGCUAUCUGGAAUGGAGAACUUCAAAAUGCAUUUAUUUCAAACCCUAAAAAAAACAGUCAGACCUCCUGUGCAACGUACACAUAGACCUGUAGGCAUCCACAUAAACACCCCCCUCACGCACACACACGCACGCAGACACACGCACGCACACACACACACACACACACACACACACACACACACACACACACACACACACACACACACACACACACACACCCUUGAUUUCAGUGCCCUGCAUGUGAUGAGGUGUAGUGUCGACACUGCACGCCCACCACCCCAGUAACAGACCAUUUCCACCAGACUUGUUUUGUCUUGAAAGCCAGCUGUAGGGGGGGGCAGUCUCUGUCAAGGAUAAAAGACCAGAGUUGUCAGUCGGCCGUCAUAAAGCCAGAACUGAAUAAAGCGGGCUGAAAGGGUGAUCAGACCAUUGUGUUUGUGCUCUGGGGAAAACAAUAACAACAUUAUUAUAGUUUUUAGACUGGCCUGACUCACCUGGGUGGGGCUCUUGUAGUUUGGUGCCAUGUCACCUGAGGAUGUAAAAUAUUACCAGAUUGAGAGAGUUUUCUCUUAUGGUUGAACCACUGCCCACUAGUGCAGGUUUUCCAACUGCCUCCAAUUGUGUGUACAGAAAGUUGAGUGCAUAGGGAAGGAGUCAGUUCUGAGGUUUUAAACGGUGAUGGUGUUCAUGCUAUAUUUCCUUUGGAAUCAAACAACUUAUGCUUAGUUUUCAUGUAUUGCUUGCUACAUAUUGUUGUGCUGGCGGCUUGGUUUCUUUGGCACAACAUACUGUACGAGUACAUUGUGCAAUGGGAAGAAUGUGACAGUGUGUUCCGAGCAAUUAGAACUCCUGUCAGAAUUACCUGACCAUUUUUCCAAAACAUUUUUAUCAGGGACAGUAUUUAUUGUGUUUGUGUAUUUAUUUUAAAGUAUUUUUUGUUUGUUUGUUUGUUUUAAUAUCUAAAUGUCUGUUGAAAUGUGUGCCAUGGGCUGUUUUAUUUGUGCAGUACUCAAACAAACAGCCCCAGUGUGUGAUCCCUGGUCAGGAUUAAUGACUUGGCUCUUUAAGGCACCAUCUUUUCCCCCCAGUAAACAAAAGUAUGUGUGCUGAUGUCCAACAUGUCCACUCAGUUUUAUAUCCCAGCAUUCAAGUAUUUAAUUUCACCACAAUUCUUUCUCUAUGGCAGUCAACUUGAUUUAUCUUUCAGGUUUGAUUUGGUCUUGUUUCUUCUCUUCUUUUUAAGUUAUUCUUUCAUCUGUUUAUUUUUUGCCCUCCACUUCCACUCUAGCUUUACCCUUGAGCACAUUUCAUGGAAUCCCCUUGUUGACAGUUCCAGGAACUCCAGGAACUGUCAGCUCCAGCUUUGCCCUUGAGCUGUGUUCGUUUUCUUGGGUGUGGCGGAGGUCUGCUCUUUGCAUGAAGCACCCUGUUCUGCUCUUUGGCUGUUUAUCUCACCCAGUCUUUGUGCUUAUGCGACUUAUUUUACCUAUUGGGUGGUCAAAAGUCAAACCUCUAGUUUUUCUUGGCAAGGCAGCAGGAUAUUUUGGUUGGAUCAACAAGAAGCAAGAGGCAAAUGAGUCAGAAUUCAACUGGAGAAGCAAGACAGCCCCUUCUGUAUUUUCUCUGUAUUUUCAUUUAUUUUAUUAUAUUAUUUUCUUUGCACCGGUACAGUGUGCCUACAAUACUAUGUACAAUAUCAUUGUGCAUUAAUGAGUCAGGUAGAAAGAAAGGAUAUGUUGUGAUUGAUCAAGAGGUAGAAUUAGUUAUAUCAGGGACAUCUUGCCUCUGAAAAAAACUACUAUUAUAACUGACACGACCUAAUUUGCCAAAUGUCAAGCUGUAGCACGCCUGUCUGCGUGUGUGUGUGUGUGUGUGUGUGUGUGUGUGUGUGUGUGUGUGUGUGUGUGUGUGUGUGUGUGUGUGUGUGUGUGUGUGUGUGUGUGUGUGCAUACACUGAUCUUCAUGUGGGUUAUGUCUCAGUUUUCCAUAACUGCUGUUGUCAUAACCUUCACAAGCUUAAUUUCCAUGGUGCCAUAAUGUUUUUGUGUGACCAACAAGUAGUGUGUUCAACUGCAUUUUUUCAUUUCUCUGGAUAUCCAUGGACUUUCCAUUGACUCCCCUGUAUUCUACAUGCCCUAGUCUUAGCCUUCUGUUUGCACUGUCAAGCUGCAUUCACUGACACUGAAAAGACUUUUAAGACAUCUCCCUUCCCAUUGAGACGCUCAGACAAUGGCUAGAUUGCGGCACUGAUCCAUGUGCCUGGCGUAAAAUUGGAUAAGGAUCCCUGCCAGAAGCAACAGCUGUGUGAAAUUUCUCUAUAAUAAAAGGUGAUUUAUUAGGCUUGUCAACUCAGCUACUGUAUGUUAUUCGCUUUCACUGGAUUUAUUUCCUGUACAUAGUAUAUUUAUUCAGUUUUGUUGAGGUGGGAGAAGCUCUUUUGCUUACACUAUAUGAAUGAGUGCAUUCAAAUGUGGGUGUAUAUAACUGUUGUUUUUUGUAUGAAACUGAUUGAUUGCAUGUUUGGACUCCAUUUGAUCAAGCCCUUCUGUGUGUACAUAAUCUCUGUAUAAAAUACUAGGAGGUUCUUUAAAAAGGUUUCAAGUUAAAAAAAUAAAUUAAAUAAAAUGGUCUUUUCCACA
Molecule: messenger RNA, 5936 nt
Organism: Clupea harengus (Atlantic herring)
Lineage: Eukaryota; Metazoa; Chordata; Actinopteri; Clupeiformes; Clupeidae
Gene: lrch2
Product: leucine-rich repeats and calponin homology (CH) domain containing 2
Cellular component (GO): cytoplasm
Molecular function (GO): protein binding
Source: RefSeq, a predicted model, not a curated record